Messenger RNA from Trichoderma atroviride IMI 206040, 695 nucleotides. RefSeq lists its product as uncharacterized. The record is from RefSeq and is a predicted model, not a curated record. NCBI's taxonomy places the organism in Eukaryota, Fungi, Ascomycota, Sordariomycetes, Hypocreales, Hypocreaceae.
UCCCUCCUUUUCCAUUUGUUUUGUUCCAACAAUUGAAAGCCACCCAAAUCAAGAAAUGGCCUCCCUCUUCCAGCUCUUCAUCCUCCUCUUCGCAGCAGCCCUGACUGUGUCAGCUGCCUCCGCCCCAAACAUCACCAGCCUCGUCGACAAACUUCCCCCUUGCUCGCUCAAUUGUAUCAUCGACGGCGUCACGAACGAUGGCUGUGCCGUUAGCGACCUCGCCUGCGGAUGCUCCAAGAUCAACGACCUCACAAAGACUGUCUCGCCGUGCAUGGCGAAAGCUGGCUGCACGCUUGACGAAAUGACUCAGGCUGCUGGAGCUGUCGUGCAACUCUGCGAAUCUGCCGGUCUCAUCGCAAACACCACCACAAGUGACACGACUUCGACCACGGGAGCAGCAUCAGCAGCGACUAGCAAGUCCGACGCGGGACGAUUCUCACGAGAGCUCGGAUUCGCAUACGCUGCCGUUGGCGUAUUGGUGGCCGUGGUUGUUCUGUAAAGCGAAAAGGGGUUUCGCCAUGGGUAUUUCUUUGGACUUGGUUAGGAUAGGACAGGGAAUAUAAGAUUGAGAAAGAUGCUCUUUGGAUAAGAGCCACGCAUUUGCUCAGCACAUGUUAUUGUACAACAAGACGGGCGACUGUUAUAAGAAAAAAGCUUAGCAUCUAUAAGCAGCCAAGCAAAAAACGUAUCUUGUC